AUGCCAGCCUCUCAUGCUCCCGGAGCCUCCGUCCCCCCGUGUCAUCUCCCUUCUGUUAUCGCUGACAGCUUUCUUGCGUCUCAUUUGUCACCGAGCCCUGAGCGCAUGGUGAUGCUCGGGUCUGCCCCCGACCCCCUGCCACAGGCCGGAAGCCACGGGGGGCCCCCUGGGGAAGCUAACCCGGCCCCUUCCCCCAGGAGUCACUGUGCCAGCCCCACCACAUCCUGGAAGAGGAGGGGGCCCCGGGAAGGGGCCUCCCCUACAUCGCUGCUGUCGUCCACGCCCUGCUGGACCGGCCUUAGGGGUGAAGGUGGGGGAGGGCCCACCCCGCCUGGGACCCCGGGAGCAGAAGACGCGCCUGGGCUCCACGCUCUGAGACAAGCACUCGGUGAGGGCGGCCUGGGCCUGGGCCCCCUUGGCCUGCGGGCCUGGCUGCCUCUGGGACCGAGGGUCUGGGUGGAAAGACCACGGGUGUCGCAGGUGUCGCGUCAGCUGCAAUAAACAGAAGCCAGAAGCCCUCUGGGUGGC
Messenger RNA from Macaca mulatta (Rhesus monkey), 528 nucleotides. RefSeq lists its product as uncharacterized. The record is from RefSeq and is a predicted model, not a curated record. NCBI's taxonomy places the organism in Eukaryota, Metazoa, Chordata, Mammalia, Primates, Cercopithecidae.